UAGCCUAUGCAUACUCCUUGAUGGCACGGCACACAGGCAAGCCCAGGCGACUUCAGCUACAGCUACAGUAGCUAAGCUCUUUGGCCAGCAGAGCCAAUCCCUGCGGCGUAAAUUGCGCAUCCAACGGCGCCAUGACUGGCCGAAUCAGCAUCCUCAAGCGGCCCCUUCCGCCGUCUUCUCAGGGCGACGAUGAUGGCGGUUGCGGUGCUCGGCACCUCACCAAGUUCCAGCGCAAGACGGCCAAGGGAAAAGUCCUGCGCGUAGUGCGUGAACGCUACCUGCGCUCCGACCUGGGCUGCGGCCACCCCGCGUGCGCCAGUUGUGCCGGCCACCAUGCCCAGCUGGCCGCGGCGGUGCGCUCCAGCGAGUCGCGCUCGCUUCCCCUUCUUCAGCCUGCCUCGCAUGGGCAUCGCCACCUCCUGAUCGACACCAACGUCGUACUCCACCAGAUUGACCUCCUCGAAGCGACCCUCAAGCCGUCCGCCGCAUCUUCCAGCUCAAAAGCGCCCCGCGAGACACCCGCCAUCACCUCCGUCAUCCUCUUGCAGACCGUCCUCGACGAGGUGCGGCACCGCAGCUUGCCUCUGUUCAACCGUCUGCAGGCGCUGAUCCGCGAACCGGAGCGCAACUACUGGGUCUACUGGAACGAUUUUAGCGAAGCAACGGCCAUCGCACGGACGCCAGGCGAGUCGCCCAACGAUACCAACGACCGCGCGAUUCGGGCAGCAGCACAGUGGUACGCAGCUCACUUCCGGGCCCUCUCGCCACCUGCGGGGGUCAUGCUUCUCUCGGACGAUGCCGACAAUGUUCGCAAGGCGAGGCAAGAUGGCAUCGAUGCACUGAGCGUGCGCGAAUACAUCCAAGCAUGGCCCGAUAAAGCGCAGUCCGAUCAGCUCUUCGACUUGCUCGCUGCGCGCUCAGCCUCCAACAGCGAUGAUACUGCUGCUGGGACCACUCCUCUGGAGAAGCAUGCCGUCUUCUACCCCGACCUCCUUGAUGCGGCUGAAGUCACGGCGGGGAUUACAUCAGGCGCGCUGCACUCGGGCUUCUUCAACGCCAGCCCAUACAACUACCUCGAGGCAACCAUCAAGAUCCCCCGGUUUGAUCACCCGGUCCUGCUUGUCGGGCGCCAGGCGAUGAACCGCGCCGUCGACGGCGACAUUGUUGCGAUCGAGAUCCUUCCCGAAAGCGAGUGGCGCGCAGCCGCCGAUGCAGUGCUGGAUGCAGACAAGGCGUUGCGAAACGACGAUGCCGGCGAUGCAGGUGACGGAGACGGUGAAGAGGGCGGCAAUGACCAGCCAUCCACAGGCCUUGACAACGACGAAGAGGCUGCGAUCCAGAAGCGUGAGGAAGAAGAGGCGCGCAGGACAGCGCAGGCCAAUGCCAAGGAACGCAGGCCGACCGGCCGCGUCGUCGGCAUCGUCAAGCGCAACUGGCGGUCGUACGUUGCACACAUUGAUGCGUCCUCCGUGCAUGGUGCAGUGAUCACCGCGUCGAUGGGCCAGACGUCGCUCUUUGCCACACCCGUCGAUCGUAAGGUGCCGCGUGUGCGGAUCCGGACUCGCCAGGCAAAAUCACUACUGGGCCAGAAGAUUCUCAUCGCCAUCGAUGACUGGCUUCCCACAAGCCGGUAUCCAGAUGGCCAUUUUGUGCGUGCGCUUGGCGCGACGGAAAGCAAGGAAGCUGAGCAGGAGUCGCUCCUCCUCGAGCACGGCGUAUCGUACCGACCCUUCUCCCAAGCCAUCCUUGACUGCCUGCCGCCUGAGGGCGACCAAUGGAAAGUCCCGCCCAAGGAGCUAGGCGGCCCUCACUGGCGCGAUCGCGUCGACCUGCGCGAGGAGAACAUCUGCAGCAUAGACCCGCCCGGGUGCCAGGACAUCGACGAUGCGCUCCACGCCAAGGAGCUGCCCAACGGCAACAUCGAGGCGGGCGUGCACAUUGCCGACGUUAGCUACUUUGUCAAGCCGCAGACGCCGAUGGACGCUGAGGCGGCCAGUCGGAGCACAACCGUGUACCUGGUCGACAAGCGCAUCGAUAUGCUCCCCGCGCUGCUCGGUACAAAUCUGUGUUCGCUCCGGCCGCACGUUGAGCGGCUCGCGUUCAGUGUGAUCUGGGAGCUGACGCCGGACGCGGCGGACAUUGUCAGCGUGCGCUUCCACAAGAGCGUCAUCGCGUCCAAGGCCGCGUUCACGUAUGAGGAGGCUCAGAAGCGCAAGGAUGACGUUACGCUCAACGACGCGAUCACGCGCAGCAUCCGCCUGCUCAACACGCUCGCCAUCAAGCUCAAGCAGAAGCGCCACGAUGCCGGUGCGCUCAACCUGGCCAGCCCCGAGGUGCGCAUCCACCUCGACUCGCAGGAGACGACGGGGCCGAUCGACGUGGAGCAAAAGGAGAUGCGCGAGACGAACAGCCUCGUCGAGGAGUUCAUGCUGCUCGCCAACAUCAGCGUCGCACAGCGCAACUACCAGUCCUUCCCACAGACCACCGUCCUUCGCCGGCACGGUCAACCGCCGAGCACGAACUUUGAGGUGCUGGCAGACAUUCUGCAAAAGAAGCGCGGCAUGCAUCUCGACGCGUCUUCGUCCAAAGCACUCGCCACCAGCCUCGACGCAUGCGUCGAUCCGCGCGAGCCGGCGUUCAAUACGCUCGUGCGCAUCAUGGCAACGCGCUGCAUGCUCUCUGCCGAGUACUUUUGCAGCGGCAGCGUCUCGCACGAUGCUUUCGGGCAUUACGGCCUCGCGUGCGGCAUGUACACACACUUCACGUCGCCCAUCCGUCGGUAUGCCGACGUGCUCGCGCACCGCCAGCUGGCCGCGUGCAUCAACUACAGCGGCCUGCACCCAAACCUGCACUCGAAGGAGUACGUUGAGGACGUGCUGCGCAAUGCCAACCAGCGCCAUCGCGCCGCGCAAUUUGCUGGCAGGGCCAGCGUCGAGUUUUAUGUCGGCCUCGCAAUCGCGCGUAAGAACGAGCAGCACGGCGGCGGAAAACAGGUCGGCACGGGCCAGGUUGCGCUCAAGGAGGAGGCGUUCGUCAUCCGCACCUUCAGGAACGGCGUCGCAGUCUUUGUCAAUCGGUACGGCCUCGAAGGGCUCAUCACGUUCGACAAGGACUGCGCGUUCGACGCGGAGAAUUACCAAGUUACAAUUCCGAAGGAAGUGUCGAAACUGAGCAAAGAUAUCACGAUCGGCGUCUUUGACAAAUGCAUGGUAGAGCUGGGAGUCGAAAAGGAUCGCAACACGCAGCGCGGUAAAGUCAAGAUGGCGCUUCUGGUAUAAUAAAAGUGCACGAAUAAAGUAGACUAGCACCGCGCAUUGCCUCGCA
This is a messenger RNA of Tilletiaria anomala UBC 951, 3324 nucleotides long. Its product is annotated as RNB-domain-containing protein. The record is from RefSeq and is a predicted model, not a curated record. The coding region runs from base 132 to 3278 and encodes 1048 amino acids. Lineage: Eukaryota; Fungi; Basidiomycota; Exobasidiomycetes; Georgefischeriales; Tilletiariaceae. Gene Ontology annotation, biological process: rRNA catabolic process. Gene Ontology annotation, cellular component: cytoplasmic exosome (RNase complex); nuclear exosome (RNase complex). Gene Ontology annotation, molecular function: 3'-5'-RNA exonuclease activity; RNA binding; endonuclease activity. The transcript has 3 exons.